Pseudocercospora fijiensis CIRAD86 is the source of this 717-nucleotide messenger RNA. RefSeq lists its product as uncharacterized. The coding region runs from base 1 to 717 and encodes 238 amino acids. The record is from RefSeq and is a predicted model, not a curated record. Gene Ontology annotation, biological process: N-acetylglucosamine metabolic process. The transcript has 2 exons. Gene Ontology annotation, cellular component: cytoplasm. NCBI's taxonomy places the organism in Eukaryota, Fungi, Ascomycota, Dothideomycetes, Mycosphaerellales, Mycosphaerellaceae.
AUGUCACUGCCAACAACAAAUGCAACCGGAUCUGACAGCAGACAGCAUGUACAAAAAUUCUGGAACGUCAACGUCCCGCCAAAUGAGCAUGCAGACGAAUGUCCGGAAUUCCUUCGAUAUGCCUUCAAAGAUCUCAAAGACCAAGAAACUUUGCGCACUCCAGACGCUGCCUACCGGCGGCAGACGUGGGAUGAAAUUCAACGCUUCAUUCGUGAGAAUCGGCUGGAAUUGUUUCAAAGGCUGCCGAGUGACUUGAGAUUGUAUCGAGAGUAUUGCUCGAAGUUGAUUCGCGAGUAUGGGAGCAUUAUGGAUUUCGUGCUGCAGGAGCGGCUUGAAUGGGAGGAGCUCAGUCCUUCGGGACCACCGUUCUCGAAUCCAGCCGACAUCAAGAUUUUGUACAACGACUGGCCAUAUGGGAUUGAUGAGCGAAUUGUGCAUCUUGUAGUAUGGACCAAGUUUGAGCUGCUUUCGGAUCCGGCUUCAGAGAUUGGCGACAUGGCUCCGGAAACGAGAAGGCUGAUACAGGAGUUUGUGGAUCGGACUUUUGGCAAGGACGACGUGGUGUGGUUUAGGAAUUGGAGCAGCUUGAAAAGCGUUCAUGCUGUUGAGCACUUUCAUGUUAUGCUCUUCAAUCCUGAUAUGGACUUUGUUCGGGAGAUGACGAACUACGACGUACCUCUGGCGCAGAAGCUCAGGCAUGCGGUGCAGGAUAGCUGA